Messenger RNA from Thlaspi arvense, 444 nucleotides. NCBI's taxonomy places the organism in Eukaryota, Viridiplantae, Streptophyta, Magnoliopsida, Brassicales, Brassicaceae. The record is from the annotation of a GenBank genome assembly.
AUGUCACCACCAGCCUCUUCGAAGCCUCUCACCACCAAAACGUUUGAUGGCCUUCAAGGAGAUUUUUGCAAGGAUGAAAUUCUGGUCAGGCUCAUUCACUUUUGGGAGGCUCGCAAUUUCAGACAAGGGAAUGCACUGAUGGGUGUAGAACUAGUCCUCAUUGACACAAAUGCAACAAGAAUUCAAGGAUUCAUAUCCGCCAAUCGGCUAUUCCGCUACAAAGACAAACUCAAGCGUAACUCAAUUUACAAACUCAGCAAGUUUGUGUCCAACCCUUCCAAGAAACUCUACAGGGUGGCAUCGCACAAGUACAGCAUCAGCUUCACCGACCAAACACUUUUUGUGGAGGAAAAUGCAGAAAACUCUGAAAGACAUACCCAGCAGUUUAGGUUACGCCAUUUUGAAGAUUUGGCCUCAAUGGUGGAUAAACACACAGACCUCUAG